GUGCCGGCGGCGACCUCUUGACGUGGCACUUCCUCAGCUCGUGGAUACAGAAGAACACCGAGAGCAAUCUCAGCAAAAACACAAGGGACCGGCUCUACCGGGCAUCAGCUAUUAGAUAGCAGCCAGCACUCAGCAUCAGUAAGCAACCGGAUACCGGGCUUCUCAAGAAAUUGGGUAAUUUAAGGCAUGAUCAUAUUCUAAUCAAAAAUGAGUCAACAAGGCUAUGUUGCAACACCACCUUAUUCUCAAGCUAAACCUGGAUUGGGAGGAUAUUCGACUGGCUUUGGUUCGCAGCCUCAUUACGCUCACUAUGGUGGAACAGGUCAACCUUAUUCUGCAGCUCAAGCAGGGCUUUUAAAACCAGUACCCUCACCUCAUGUACCUUCAGUUUCUGCUGGUCAUCCAACACCUGCUCCAAGCCCGUUUGGUCAAACUCACCUCCAGAAUGGAAUAUAUAAUCCUGGAAACCAGAUGCCAAGCUAUGCAGCUCCUCCUCCAUGCAGUGGUCAGACAGCGCCGCUUCAAUCCCAUGGUUCCAACUCACUGUCAAAUUACCAGAAUACUGCACCACCUUUAUUCACACAGCAAGUCACCAGUCAGCUUGGUGCCAUGCAAAUAAGUGAUCAUGGUUCUUCUCAAGUACACCCCCAAAGCAGUCCACUAUCUGGACCACCACUCCGGCCUACAUUCCAAGGAUCUCAACCACAACAACUUUUACAUCCUAUUUCAUCUCCUACAUCCCAAGGUCUGCCGUCUGCUGUCCCAGCAGCUACAGUGCCUCCUGGAAUGCCUCCUCCUUCCCCUGUAGGCAUGCAUGUUGGUCUUGCUGGACCCAAUCAAGGGAGUGUUGGCUAUCAGCAGGUUCCAGGCCAGCCUCCAAUGACUGGAUAUUUACCACAGCAGGGAGGUAUGUACGGAGGGCAGCAAAGAGGGCUUCAGCCAAAUUAUCCUGCUGCUUAUCCAGGGGCCCCAGCAACUGGCGCACAGCUUGCUGGACCCCAACAGAAGAAACUUGAUCCUGACUCGAUCCCUAGCCCAAUCCAGGUCAUAGAAGAAGAUAAACUUCGAAGGUCGGGACAGCUUUUUGUAACAAAUACCAAGGGCCAAGUUCCCCCACUUGUUACCACCAGCUGUGUGGUACAGGAUCAAGGAAAUGCAAGCCCUCGUUUUAUACGCUGUACAACUUACUGCUUCCCAAGCACAGCAGACAUGGCAAAACAGUCCCAGAUCCCUCUAGCAGCUGUCAUCAAGCCUUUUGCAAUAUUACCACCAAAUGAGGCACCGCUCUGCGUUGUAAGCCAUGGAGAGAGUGGACCCAUUCGCUGUAACAGGUGUAAAGCCUACAUGUGUCCAUUGAUGCAGUUCAUUGAAGGCGGGCGGCGGUACCAGUGUGGAUUCUGCAAUUGUGUCAAUGAAGUCCCUCCGUUCUACUUUCAACAUUUGGACCACAUUGGUAGAAGGCUGGAUCACUAUGACAAGCCAGAGUUGUCUCUUGGGUCCUAUGAAUUUAUGGCUACUUUAGAUUACUGCAAGAAUAGCAAGCCUCCUAAUCCACCAGCUUUCAUCUUCAUGAUUGAUGUGUCAUAUUACAAUAUCAAAAUUGGAUGUGUCAAACUAAUAUGUGAGGAGCUUAAGACCCUGCUGGAUAAAUUACCAAGGGAAGAUCAAGCAGAGACUUCUGCCAUUAGAGUUGGUUUUGUCACUUACAAUAAGGUUCUCCAUUUCUACAAUCUGAAGAGCAGCCUUGCGCAGCCACAGAUGAUGGUGGUGUCAGAUGUUGGAGAGAUGUUUGUUCCUCUUCUGGAUGGCUUCCUUGUCAAUGUCCACGAAUCUCGACCUGUUAUUAACAACCUAUUGGACCAGAUUCCCGAAAUGUUUGCUGACACCAGUGAGAGUGAAACUGUCUUUGCCCCAGUUAUCCAAGCUGGUCUAGAAGCUGUGAAGGCUGCAGAAUGUUCUGGGAAGUUGUUUAUAUUCCACUCAUCCCUGCCGACAGCUGAAGCACCGGGUAAACUGAAAAAUAGAGAUGACAAGAAGCUGGUGAAUACGGACAAAGAAAAGAUACUUUUUCAACCACAGUCACAUUUUUAUGAGACCUUGGCAAAGGACUGUGUGGCCAAUAGCUGCUGUGUGGAUGUGUUUCUGUUUCCAAACCAGUAUGUGGAUGUCACAACCAUGGGGAUCGUGCCAAUGUCUACUGGUGGCAGCUUGUACAAGUAUAAUAAUUUUCAGAUACAGACUGAUGCUGAACAUUUCUUGAAUAACCUAAGAAAGGAUGUACAGAAACCAAUAGGAUUUGAUGCUAUCAUGAGGGUCAGGACAAACACAGGCUUCAGAGCAACUGACUUCUUGGGUUCCAUGUAUAUGAACAACACAACAGAUGUGGAAGUGGCUGCCAUUGACUGUGACAAGGCAAUCACAGUAGAAUUCAAACAUGAUGAUAAACUCAACGAAGAGAAUGGAGCCUUAAUCCAGUGUGCCUUGCUGUAUACCAAUGUUGCUGGUCACAGACGUCUACGCAUCCACAACCUGACUCUGAACUGCAGUUCCCAGCAUGCUGAUUUAUACAAGAGCUGUGAGACAGAUGCACUUAUCAAUUUCUUUGCCAAGUCAGCAUACAGAGCCAUUCUAAACCAACCUCUGAAGACUGUCAGAGAGAUACUGGUUAACCAAACUGCCCACAUAUUGGCUUGUUACAGGAAGAAUUGCGCUAGCCCCUCAUCAGCUGGCCAGCUCAUCCUUCCAGAGGCCAUGAAGCUGCUGCCAGUCUACAUGAACAAUCUCUUGAAGAGUUACGUUUUACUGGGGAGCCCUGACCUUCCUACAGAUGAGAGAGCUUUCCAAAGGCUGCUUGUCACAUCUAUGGAUGUGGUUGGCACACAGUCCUUUUACUACCCACGGCUUUUACCCAUCCACAAGAUGGAUGUAAAUAGUGAGGAGUUUCCUGCUGCUGUCCGGUGCUCAGAAGAACGUUUAGCUGAUGGAGGAAUAUUUUUGUUGGAGAAUGGGAUAAAUAUGUUCCUGUGGCUAGGAUUGAAUUCUCAACCUGAGCUAAUUCAAGGCAUCUUUAACGUACCCUCGUUUGCACAUAUCAACACAGACCUGAUAUCAUUACCUGAACUGGACAACCCGUAUUCAAGGAAAAUUAGGUCGAUCAUUGCCAACAUAAGAAACCAGAACCCUUAUUCCAUGAAGUUGAUAAUAUUAAAGCAAAAAGAUAAAUCAGAGGGGAUCUUCAGGCAAUUCUUGGUGGAAGAUAAAGGCUUGCAUGGAGGAGCUUCUUAUGUGGAUUUCCUCUGCUAUGUACACAAAGAGAUCCGUCAACUCCUCACCUAAAGCCCUCAACCCAUAGCCAGGAAUGACUUUUUAUUCAACCUCACAGGAAAAAAGGGACCGUGUAAACUACAUACGUUUAAAAUUUGCAUCAGUGUAUUUUCUUCAUAACUUUUGUUGUCAGGCCUUGAGUUUUCUUAAGACAAAACCUGUUUUGAAGUUACUAGAAAUCUAGUAUUUACUAUUUUAUAACAAGUCCGUUGUUAGAAUCAAAAUCCACUGAUAAAAAUGUAGUUGAUAUUAAUACAUAUAUAUGCAUAUGUGUACAAUUGACAGUAUCAGUACUCUCAUCCGUGUAUGCGGUUAUGCCUAGGCUGAUUUAAAACUGUGACUCCUUCAUUGCAAUGUCAGAACAUUGGCAGUAACAAACCACUAAGUUUGCCACAUGGUGAUAAAUCAGUCAAUUUUUUUUUAUUUUUAAACAAUUUACCCUGCAGCUGCGUGUUUGUUUCUGAUCAACUGGAUGUGUGGGGAAGACAAAGAGGAGCAGUUGGUAAUUCCUGCACCAAAGCAAAACUGCAAUGAAGUAGAACAAUGUCAUCCAAAGUAUUUAUAUGAUGCCAGUUGCCAGAGAUUAGGCCAACAGUUGUUCUAGAUGUUCUUUACAAUAUAUGAAACUUCUGAUAGUGUAAUUGCAAGGUGAUAAAGAGUAACAAAAAGAAACUAGCCAAGAACUAAGCAUUAGCAGUAAGUCUUAAUUUCAAGUUGGUUAUUUUUGACAAUAAUUGGACAAGUCCAUUUCUUUAAUCAACUCUCUAACUAUUCCUACACGUGAUUAAGAAAUAAUCAAAUUGUAUUCUUCCAGUCAUUUACCCCUAACAUCAAACCCCCUGAGGUUAUUGCUGCAAUUGAACAAUAAUAAGAUAGAGUACUGAAAAACCUUGUCAUAUCAGGGUACGCACAUUUUUUCUAUUAUGCAUCAUCCGCAAAAAUUAUUUUCUGUAUUUUUAUUAAUAAUACCUAUUUCCAAGUAGAGUUAGAACAAUGUACAAAACUAUAAACUAUUUCUUUCUUUCAUAAUAUUGGGUAAAUCAACUAAAGUAAUCUUGUAUUUUUUGUGCAAAGGGCCAACUGUCUUAGAUUGUCCUCUUGUGCAUUUUUCUCUUUACAUGGUGCUAAUGCUGCAUUUCUUAAGCAUCAGUAAUGGGCAGUGUGCUGAGUUUACUUCAGAGCAGUGCAUGUUGUUGUCAUUCACAUUGACUUAAAUUUUAUACAUAGGGUUUCCAUUCCUGAUUGUCAUUGCUGCUUCUUUUAUGGGACAACAUUAUUUGUCAAGUCACACAGUGUUUGACCUUUCCUAAGCACAGUAUUAAGUGAUAAGGAAUGACAUUAUAAAUAACCUCUCAUCAAAGUAUAAAAUUAGCAAUUGCCAGACAACAUCAUCAUCUUGCAGGGCUGAUAGUACAACACAGAUGACUUUCAUAAUCUGCAAUUGCUGCAACUUUCAAAAGUAUAAUCAAAGUGAAGGAUGGGGUCAGGGUUGGUGGUGGAGUUGGUCGUGAAAAGCAGUCAAAUUAGAACUACUCAUUCACAAGAAGUGUGUCACCAGGGCCAAAUUAAAAUACAGUUGAAAGAAAGGAUGAAAGGGGCUAAAUAAUUCACAGGUCAUGUUCCAAGCACUUAAGCUAGGUUUGUGUUCACUGGUGCUGACCGAGUGGAGUAUGUGGGGUUAGCAGGAAGAGACCUAAUCUACUUGGAACUGGCAGGUACCUCUACUAAUAAAGGUGCAUCUCUAGCUCAGCGCAGAAAAGAAGUCUAGUCCCUGGCUACUACCAGGCUGUGCACUUGAAAUCAGACUGCACAUCAUACUGGCGUGAGCGCAUGCAGUGACCAGUCAUGAUCCAAUAUUGGAAUGGUGCUUCAAACAGGCAUGAGGCCCCAGAUUUGUAUAGGCAAUAGACUUAGCCCUCAUUUCAAGCUGGCACCCUGAAUCACUUCAGCACACCCUAACAAGCAUGAUGUGAUGUGCUGUGCAUAGUGAUGUAAAAUGAAAGCAAGUGGCACACUGCCAAUUGGAUGCUUCAGCGCCCAUCCCUUGCCCAAAACCAGUACUGCUUGAUCCAAUUUCCAAGCCUUUGUCUCAGCCCCUGUUCUAUAAUUUGCUCUGUAUGAGGAGGAUGUGGGCACACAGGAAACCAACCACCAGAAUAGGCAGAGAAAUGGCUCCACCAGUCUCCACCAUUUACUUGGGAGUUCCACCACUCUCUGACUGGAGUUAUGGCAGGCCAGUGGAAUCCCCAAGGAAUUUUAUCCCUAACUAUUGUGAUACAUGAAAAUAGGUAAUAACACAGUUAAAUAAAUUAUUAAAAAUAUUAUGUAUGAACAAGUAGGGCAGAUAGGAAGCUCGUGAGUGCAGAAUUGAAACUCGUGUGCUGCCCUACCUCCCACCCAUGCUUGGUUUUAAUGAGGAGAGCGCCUUCUAAUUUCUGUUGUUAAAAUUUCAUACACUUAAUUCCAUACAUUUUUCAAAAUACACAGCAGAUGUUAACCGAGUUAAAUAUAUGUAAACAAAUACAAACUACAAUGAAAGGUUUAAUAACUGAAUUAAAGCAACUCUUUAUUUUUCAGAUUUGGUACAUAAAACGGGAUGUAAUAAUGAAAUUUAUUUUGGGGAGUAUUGGAGGAGAGUAAACAAGUAUAAAAAUGGUUGCCAUUCCUGCAACUUUGAAAAUCCGUCACUAGGGUAAGCAAUCUUUGGUGGUGUGUAGUUAGCGAGGAGGGAGAGGAAGGCGAAUGGUUCAUAAAAGCCAUUGACUGAUGAUUUUAUUUAUCCCUGAGUCAUUGUUUCGAUCAGGUUUAUGCUGUUAAAGGCAAUUUGUCCUAUGAUGGUGCACAGCACAGAAUAUAUGUUGAUUGAUGUGGGCACUUGGUCAUUUUUCAUGUAAUUUGUGAAAAGGUUAGGCAUUCAAAUGAAGUAUCAUGCUUAUAAUUCUUAGCGACCAGCAGACAUUCAUUUCAUGACCACCAUUAAAGCGUCCAGUGAUUUAAAAUAUUGUCAUAUAAAAUGACAGGGGAAGUCUUUAAUACAUUUAAUAUAUUCAGCUUAUGUCAUUUUGAAUUAUAAUAUGCAUAAACACUCAGUUAUGAAAUCCUGUGAUAUUGAGAUGUCAGCUUUAUUUUUGCUGAAGUAGCUGCAGUCAUCUAGAAUCAUAAGGGUUGCAUUCCCAUUUACAUGCAUAAGGCAAAUUAUACAUUCAAAAUAAAAUCAAUUUUUAGCUUUGUAAAUCUAUUUAAUAAGUAGUGGUUGCUCUUCAAUGUAGUUAGCUGCAAAUGUCAAUCGUUAAAGAAACCUUGCAGUUUCGGUAUUUUUGCAGCCAAGAGUAAGAUGAGGUAUGCGUGAAAGAAUAAAGUGCUUGUAAUUCAGACCAUAACAUGACUUUUCUGUCAUGUUUUUUAUUAUGCAAUUUUUUUACCCUGUUAUUAAUUGUUAAUAGGAAAAUUGCAAAUAAAAAUGAGUGCCUUGUACUAAAA
Molecule: messenger RNA, 6804 nt
Organism: Carcharodon carcharias (great white shark)
Lineage: Eukaryota; Metazoa; Chordata; Chondrichthyes; Lamniformes; Lamnidae
Gene: sec24d
Product: SEC24 homolog D, COPII coat complex component
Exons: 23
Coding region: 208-3336 (1042 amino acids)
Biological process (GO): intracellular protein transport; COPII-coated vesicle cargo loading; endoplasmic reticulum to Golgi vesicle-mediated transport
Cellular component (GO): COPII vesicle coat; endoplasmic reticulum exit site
Molecular function (GO): SNARE binding; zinc ion binding
Source: RefSeq, a predicted model, not a curated record